Molecule: messenger RNA, 909 nt
Organism: Anthonomus grandis grandis
Lineage: Eukaryota; Metazoa; Arthropoda; Insecta; Coleoptera; Curculionidae
Exons: 4
Coding region: 134-742 (202 amino acids)
Source: RefSeq, a predicted model, not a curated record
GGAUGGUACAGACCGAACUGUAGCAUGCAUAUAAAUACCACGGCUCUUAAAAUUACAAUCACAUCACAUUCUGAUUUAGUGCAGUGCGAUUUUAUCGACGUAGGUACUACGGGUUGUAGCGGAACUUCACGAAAUGACUUCCGGAUAUUUGGUUGCAUCGGUUUUGGUCCUAGCCCUGUUUGGUUAUUGUAGUGCAGGAGGACAUGGAGGAGGACACAAAAAAGUAAUCAUCCACGUACCGUACAAAGUGAAAACCAUCCACCACACCCACACAGUUUACAAGCACGUGGGGGGUGGCGAAAAGGAGGAGGGGGACAAAGUGAUCGGUUACUCCGGAGACGGUGACGUCAGCCUUGGCCACGGCUACGAGAGCCACGGGGGAGACGGAGGCGGCGAACACGCCGGCGGUUUCUCUGUCGGCGGUGACCACGGCUACUGGCACUCAGGUGGUCAUGGAGGAGGAGGUGAAGAAGUCCACUCGAGCGGACUGGAAGGUCUGAGCCUGGACUCCCAUGGAGGAAGUCACGCUGACUGGUCCAGUCUAAGUAGUGGGGGCGGCAGUGGCGGACAUGACUUGGGUGGUCUCGGAUCGUACGGGGGCGGUGCCGAAAGUUACGACGUCAGCGGCGGCGACAGUUACGGAAACGCUAUCGGGGGCGGCGGCGGUCACGAUUUCGGCGGUAGUUUCGGAGGCGGAUACGGUGGAGGCGGUGACGAUGGAGGUCAUAAAGGCUACGACUAAACGUGAACAUUUUCUUUUUUUGCUUUUGCUCUGUUACCUGCGGUAGGAUUAUUACCGACUAGUCUGUGUUUUAUACUUUGUACAUAUUUUAAGGGUUAAGUUAUUGUUAUUUGUUGUUGUUAAUGUUAUUAUGUCUGUGUUUUUUUUUAAUAAAAUAUUAAAAUAAA